Molecule: messenger RNA, 348 nt
Organism: Heterobilharzia americana
Lineage: Eukaryota; Metazoa; Platyhelminthes; Trematoda; Strigeidida; Schistosomatidae
Source: the annotation of a GenBank genome assembly
AUGAAGGAUGUCGUUCCAUCGGAGUUCAAACUGAAACCACUUAUUUGGGAUGAUGAUUUGGAAGAGGAUGCUAGGCAGUGGGCGAAAAAGUGUCACAACUACACUGAGAUAUACGAUGGAUUACCUGUUGGCAAGUGGAAAUCAGUUGGUAAGAAUAUAAUGAUAGUAGUAGAGAAAUCCUAUGCCGUCACUGAAUGGAUGAAACAGGCGAAAAAUUACAAUCAUUCAACAAAUCGUUGCUUAACAGGAAAUUCCUGUGACAGCUACAAGCGGGUAGGUAAACUUAUCAAUUCCUUAUCAAUUAACAAACAUUACUACCUGCAGAUUUCAUCGUGUGGUCUGAUAUAG